Messenger RNA from Brettanomyces bruxellensis, 1986 nucleotides. RefSeq lists its product as uncharacterized. Gene Ontology annotation, cellular component: cytosol. The coding region runs from base 1 to 1986 and encodes 661 amino acids. NCBI's taxonomy places the organism in Eukaryota, Fungi, Ascomycota, Pichiomycetes, Pichiales, Pichiaceae. Gene Ontology annotation, biological process: nucleotide catabolic process. The record is from RefSeq and is a predicted model, not a curated record. The transcript has a single exon. Gene Ontology annotation, molecular function: hydrolase activity.
AUGGUCAUCAAUCACUUUUUUUCGAUUCUUCUGCUCGCCUCUUUUCUGCAUGUCUCAGGUGCUGAGAGUAAUCCUCAUCUUUCCACCCCAGAUGACCAGAUUGUACACAUUGACCUCCAAAAAGGGGCCAGAACGCCGGACUUCGCCGAACCAAUGAGGGAGUUGAGUCACGGAACUCUCAACUUUUUACACACAACAGACACCCAUGGCUGGUACUUGGGUCACGUGAACCAAAAGCAGUACUCAUCCGACUGGGGCGAUUUCAUCUCGUUUGCCGAACAAUUGAAGAACUGCACAGCCAUAGAGGGUGGCGACCUCCUAUUGGUUGAUACGGGCGACCGGCACGACGGAAAUGGGCUCUCAGAUCUCACUUUUCCUCACGGGCAGGUUUCAGAGACCAUAUUUAUGAAUGCCGACUAUGAUUUGGUCACAGUUGGAAACCACGAGUUGUACGAAGCGAGUGUGUCCAGGUACGAGUACGAAAACAUGGUCCCGCACUACGGGCCAAGUUACAUUUCGACCAAUGUUGAAUAUCUCAAGGAUGACAACACUUGGACGAUUUUUGGAAACAGUACUCACAGGUAUUUCCAGACAGAGAUAAACGGUUAUCACGUACUUGCACUCUCCUUUAUGUUUGACUUUACGGGUGGGAACGAACGCGUCAAAGUCACCCCAAUAUCGGAGAUGGUGAAAAAGCAGUGGUUGUCCGAUCUUCUCUCGUACUACUCGCAAAACAAGCAAGUUGACAUUUUGGUUGUCUUUGGACACUUGCCUGUUUCUCACCAGUGGACUGAGGCAGGUCUUCUUCAUCAUUAUUUGCGUACUUUCUUCCCAGAUACGUUUAUCCAGUAUUUUGGAGGCCAUUCGCACAUCAGAGACUUUGCAAUGUACGAUAACAGGUCUAGUGCGUUACAAAGCGGCAGAUAUUGCGAGACCGUCGGAUUUUUGUCGCUUUCAGACUUCACAAGUGCAGAAACUGCGGAUUCAGAGGUUCACAGACGGUAUAUAGAUUUCAACAUACACUCAUUUAUGCAUCAUACGGGGAAAAAUACGCUUUCAUCUUUUGAAACAGAUCUUGGAUCAUCUGUUUCUCGCAGAAUUGCAUCUGCUGCAAGGGAAAUGAGACUUAGCGAUUCAUGGGGUUACGUUCCACACAAUUUUUACAUGUCGGCCGCUGAUUACUACAAUAGCCACGAUAAGAAGUCUCUUCUCAGAUUUUUGCAAGAUAAGAUCAUAACACAACUCAAACCAGAGCUUUGCGAACUCAAGGGACGGCAACCGUUAUACAAAAAUACACAUAACAACUCACGGUCCAUACUCAUCAAUAGUGGAUCUAUCAGAUACGAUCUUUACAAGGGGGAUUUCACGAGAAAUGCACUUUUCACAGUUUCUCCUUUUAGCAAUAAAUGGAAAGUUGUUCCUAACGUGCCAAAAGAUAUAGCCGCACAAAUUCAGGGAAUCCUUAAUGCUGGUGAUUACAUCAUCACUGGGGCAUCGACAAGUCGCAAGCAUCUUCCAGAUUUGCUCUCUCGUUACCAAAAGGCAACAAAUGCCAGAGUUGCAUCUGCGAAAAUGCUUAACUCUCAUUUAGAUGGAGGAAUACCAAGCAUGUCACGUGAUCAGCACGUACUACACCCCAUAGAUACAGGCAAGAAAAGCUUGUCGUACGGAUAUGUUACGCAUGAUGAUUUUGGAGUAUAUGGCGAUGAUACAAUCCAUAAAGAGCUUCCGAUCUUCCGUGUUCCAAACGUUAUUGCAUCGUUUGAAGGAGGUGCAAACAGCACCCGUACACCAUAUACAGAUCUGGUCUUUUACGACUUCAUACAGGACCAUAUACUAUGGGCAUUAAAAGUUGCGUGCGGUGGAAAUGUGAAGCUUUACAAUGACUUGGCUGGCAAUGUUUCUUAUUACAAUGAUUGCUCAUCCAAGUACAAUGUGGGCCAUUUGUUGAAGAAAUAUGUGCAAGAUCAUUGGCCCUACAAGUAG